CAGCAAGAGGGCUGGAAGGAAGUGAAAGAUCUGAAGAAAAUCCACUUGCCUAGACGAUUCUCGUCCAUCACAGAAGCUGAAGAAUAAAUUAAGGGCAUCGUGGUGCUCUUCGGUGGCCUGAGACCUAUGAGAAAGAAAACUUAUCAACUCUAAUCUUCAACGGAUUUAACAACCAAACCCAACUAAAAUGAAGGCAUUCAGCAUUGCAGUUGCAGUGACACUCGUGCUCGCCUUUAUUUGCAUUCUGGAGAGCUCUGCCCUCCCAUUCAGCGGGGUCCGAGAGCCGGAGGAGGCAGGGAGCAAUGACACUCCAGUUGCAGCACAUCAAGAGAUGUCAAUGGAAUCAUGGAUGAUGCCAAACCACGUCAGACAAAAGCGCCAGAGCCACCUCUCCAUGUGCACUGUUUGCUGCAACUGCUGCAAGAGCUACAAGGGCUGCGGUUUCUGCUGCAGAUUCUGAUGAUUCCUGCAACCUCCACAAUAUAUUAAUUUAUUAUGCUUUUUUUUAUCUCUCCACAACAAAUGACAUUUCCUUUACAUCUUCUUUUUCAGUGCAGUUAAUGUUAUCAUUUUUAAGAUGAAAGAACAUGAAAGAGUGCAAACAGCUAGUCCUUUGUAUUUAUUUUAUAUAUUUUAACAUUUCACCCUUUUUGUAAGAAGUGUACAUUUCUCUUUCAUAUGUGGCUUUUUUUUCCACUGAAAAUAAUUAUUUUGGUGCCGAAUAAAACUUUGCAUCUAAAUCAACUGAUAA
Cololabis saira (Pacific saury) is the source of this 751-nucleotide messenger RNA. RefSeq names its product hepcidin antimicrobial peptide (gene hamp). Gene Ontology annotation, biological process: defense response to bacterium; intracellular iron ion homeostasis. The record is from RefSeq and is a predicted model, not a curated record. The coding region runs from base 188 to 460 and encodes 90 amino acids. Lineage: Eukaryota; Metazoa; Chordata; Actinopteri; Beloniformes; Belonidae. The transcript is spliced from 3 exons. Gene Ontology annotation, cellular component: extracellular region.